CGGCAGUCACGGCGGCGAGAGUUAAAAAGCUCUUUCACGCGGCGGCCCCGCUGGGAAGAGGAGCGGGAGAAGUGAAAGGAAAGUGCCCGGGGGACUCCCCGCCAGGGAGGGCGCUUCUCCCCUUGCCCGGGCUGAGCAGAAUUCUAGAUUGUGAUUACAAAGGUUACCUAAGAAACCAAUUGCAGUAAUACAUUUCAUGAAGAGCCCAUAACACAUGUUCUCCAAUCAAUUUACUCAAUGAAUCUGGAAUGGAAAGUGAUUUGUUGGACAUGUACAAAUUCAAAAGAAUUGCUUUUGGUCCUCAUAUGGAAACCUGGAUCCUGCAGCUACAAAUUCUUUGCUCAGCAUUAACCUGAACAAAGGUUAUGCAGCAAAAUGGAACAUAUAUUUCAAGGAGCAAAUUUGGUAUGGGAUUUUAUGCCAAAGUACAAAGAAAAGAUCAGCACAGUCUUUACUAAUGGCAUUCUCUUCCAGAUCCAGAAGGUAUUCUAUGAAAAGACACUUUGUAAAGAUGCUCCAAGAAGGAGAAGCAUCCCCUAGGAGAAGCAUCAAAGACCAGGAUCGAGGAUGGGCUUGGAUGGUCUUAGUAGCCACAGUGCUGGUUCAAGGUCUAACACUGGGUCUUCCUUCAAGCAUUGGAGUCUUCUUCAAGGAUCUGCAGCGUGAUUUCCACGCUACCAAUAGUGCGACAUCAUGGUUCCCCUCCAUCAUGGCAGCUGUCCUCCAUGCAGGUGGUCCUCUUUGUAGCAUUUUGGUGGAGCGAUUUGGCUGCAGGAUAACAGUCAUGGUGGGAGGCCUGCUCAGUGGAGUGGGCAUGGUUGCCAGUGCUUUCUCCAACUCACUUAGCGAGCUUUACCUAACAGCCGGAUUAAUCACUGGCCUGGGAUCAUCUUUUAGCUUCCAAGCAAGUGUCACCGUACUUGGUUAUUAUUUUAUACAGCGGCGAGCAUUAGCCAAUGCCCUGGCUUCCACUGGGGUUUCUCUUGGCAUGACUCUGUGGCCUCUACUUUCCCAAAACCUGCUUGAUGAGAUGGGCUGGAGAAACUCAUUUCUAAUCUUUGGGGGAGUGUUGCUGAACUGCUGCGUUUGUGGGGCUGUGAUGAGACCAGUCCCAGGUAAGGUGACUGCCCUUUCACUGAAAUCUUGUUCUGAACAGUCAGCUGGAGGAAUGCCCAAUGGUCACACUUCGCAUCAUAAAGAACAAUGUCAGUCGAGAUUUACUGCGUGUUCCCAGACCCUGAAGAAGUACUUAGCUUUUGAUAUCUUCUGCAAGAACAAAGGCUAUCAAAUCUAUACCCUUGGAGUUACCUGGAUGGUGAUGGGUUUUGUGCUGCCUCUCGUUUACUUGGUGCCCUAUGCCAUCUUCAAUGGAGUGGAGGAACAGAAAGCAGCCCUCCUAAUUGCCAUUAUCGGAUUCACCAACAUAUUUAUGCGCCCAAUGGCAGGCCUUGUCUCAGGCCUUAGUGUCUUCACUGGCAGGAGGAUCUACCUCUUUAGUGCAGCUGUAAUGUUCAACGGCCUGAGCAACCUCAUCUGUGCUAUUUCAGCUGACUAUAGUAUUCUUGUCCUCUACUGCUUGGUCUAUAGUGUCUCCAUGAGUGUCAUCGGUGCGCUUCUCUUCCAAGUGUUAAUGGACGUAGUGGAAAUGGACAGAUUCUCUAGUGCCUUGGGUCUUUUCACCAUCUUGGAAAGUAUCACCAUUCUUAUUGGACCCCCUCUUGCAGGUCUUCUUGUGGAUCUUACAGGACACUUUAGUUAUGUCUUCUAUGCUUCCAGCUUCUUCAUGGUGUCAGCUGCUCUGUUCAUGGGUAUUAGCUUUUGUGUAUUGGAAGCAAAAAACAAAUUGAAAGAAACUAAUAAGCCAUCCCCUGAAGAUCCCUCCAGAGGAAAAUACACAGAAGUGCCAACUGAAUCUGUGCCUGUGAAAAACAGUCCUCCUGAAGUAAUCUAUAUAACGAGCAUCUGAAUGCAAAGGAGCUGAAAGAAUGUUGUAUUAUGCAAAAAUGCAAAAGCCAGGGGAAGGGACGUCACACGAAGAGAAGUGCCUCUUUUUUAUGCUCGCUUCCUUCCUUCCUGAUACAAUGGUCGACUCAACUGGGUUUGGUUCAGAUUUCUAGAGAAAUUAUCCAGAUAGGAAGACACCCAAGCACUAAGGAGCACUUUAAACAAAAUGUACAGGAUGCAAGUCUUAUGACAACAUCUGCUAUUACUUGAAGCAUAACAAAUUACUGUUAUCAGGUUUUCUUACAGACUCUUAGUAAAAACAGGACAUUCAUCUUUUCGGUUAUUAAUUAUCUUGUUUUCUAAAACAAGCAAACUGAGCAUAAUAUUGCUUAUACGGGACUUUUGGUUUUGGAGAAGUCUAUUGGUAGCAGUUAAGCUUAUAUUGAAGUCAACUGGUGGACUUCUUUCCCAGUAUGAGUGCAGAAUUCUUAUUUAUUGAUCUCUACUGCUAGUUUCUUGAAUGUUAAGCAGAAGUGUUCAUCCCUGUUUUAUAAUUUGAGGGCAUUUUCUAGAGGAAUGUAUCAUGCCACUUAAAGCAACCUGAGUGGAAUUAUAUGCACUGCUGUAACCAAAGUGAAUAUUUUCUGCAUUUCGAGGCCUUUUAUGGAGACAAUAAAGUUUCAAUACUGAAACUGCAAGUUAAAAGUGGACAGCUCCAAAGUGCCUAUGCAGUAACCAAUAGUGUCUUACAUUUUUCUUCCUCUUCGAAUAUAUGUUGCUGCAAAGAAAGUGUCAUGACACUUUCUAGAGCUGUGGUGGCAAAGUGGUUAGAAUGCAGUAUUGCAGGCUAAUUCUGCUGACUGCCAGCAGUUUGAUUCUUAUUGUCUCAAGGUUGACAUAGCCUUCCAUCCUUCCAAGGUCAGUAAAAUGAGGAUUCUGAUUGUUGGGGGCAAUAUGCUGACUCUGUAAACUGCUUAGAGACAUCUGAAAAACAUUAUGAAAUGGUAUGUAAGUCUUAAGUGCUAAGUCAUGACCAUACAGUGAGGUGGACAUCUUAUUUUUGGGGGACCACUAGAUCCUAUCACUUUCAAAAUGUCAGUAUGGUACAGAAAGUCAUCUUUGUUCUUGUCUUUGCUGGGAUAUAGUAGGCUUCCAUGGUUUCUGUAGAGCCAAAUCUUUACAUACAUAAAGAUAUGUAAAGCAGCAAAAAGAUAAUCUUGUAGGUUUAAAGGAAAUUAGGUUUUAGAAAUGCUGCUUCUCUCAGGCAAUAGGUCGAAAUAAAGACCAUCUCUGUUCUGGAUUGGAAUUCUCAAGAAAACUAUACAGUUAAGAGGUUGGUAUUUCUCUUUGUUUCUGUUUUACUCUGAACAUGAUUUCCUUCGUCUAUUUUUUAAAAACACAGCAGUAUUUAUAUUGGAACAUGAGUAUGUUUCAACCCAGGCUAGCUUACUUGCUUUUGACAGUUCAGAUUUUCAUUUCAUAUUCUACUCUUCCAUUUCUAACCUCUCUGUAAACAUUCAUCUUAGUUAAGUCUUCUGAAGUCCAUACUGGUUUUUAAUGAAAGAAAAUAUUGGCUAGAAACUCAAGCACUUUACAACAUAUAGAUUUAAAAGAGCAGAUGUUGAAAUGAAAUAAGAAGGAAGUCGCAGCACUAAUGAUCAACCUAAAAGUUGAUUUUAAUCUAUAUCAGUGGUGAAAUUCAGCCGGCUCUAUCUGGAUUGUGCGAUCUGGUAGUGCUGGUGGUGGGAAGCUCCUCCCACCUUCCCGGACAUCAUCACGUCCGAUUUUUGACCCUCUGCACAUGCGCAGAAGGCUCUGUGCAUGCUGAAAAGGCUCUCUGCAUGUGUGGAGGAGGUGCGCGUGAGCAUAGCGAGUGUGCACACUCACAUUUGCAAACCAGUAGCAAAGAUAAGUGAAUACCACCCCUGAUUUAUAUGAAUUGAAAUGACAAGAAUGCAGGAUUGGCCCAAAGCAUAUUGAUGUCCAGAAGUGUUAAAAUUAGCCCAAGAUUAUUUUCUGCUUUGAAUAACUGGGGGGUGGGGGGGAGAAGGGGAAAAGGAAUUUUCUAGAAUUGUAUGAGUGAAGUUGAACACGCAGAUGGCAUGUCCACCGACAUGGUUCGGAAAAACCCUACUCUGAAAGUCAAGCCUCCAAACUUCUAAAGUCUGGAUGUGGUUUUUUUUUUAGCAUGAUACAAUGAAAAUAAUCUUGUGUAUGUGAAUCUCUGUGAACAUAGUGUAUACAGAGUAGAAAGCGGAGGAAAAUCUAUCUGCAUAGGAUAAACAAAAUGUACUGGUAUUUUCAAUCUUGCAUUUCAGUUAUUAAAAGCCUGCUACCAAGGUUAGAGGGUGACAAGUUAUGAAGAAUACUUUGACCUAUUGGAAAGGGCGUGGCUAGCGUCAUGGCAAGAUGACCCGUCCCUUGGGAGCUCCGGGAACAGCGCUGAUAUCCAAGCUGCCGGGCGGUCCUUUUGGACCAUGAAUCGGCUUGAAGGGAUGAGGAAUGAAGAGAGCGCACCCUGCUGAUCUCAGGGAGCCCGCAAACUUCCUGAUUGAUUCGGAGAAGGCUCUCAAACCCAACGGAGUGGAAAAGACGGCCAUUGCAUGCCGGCCCUACUUUUUAAGAUGUCUUGGAGUCAUCUGACUGGCUAGUGUAGUGGAAAGAGAAAAUUACACUGGGUAAACUUUAGUUUACAUUCUUAGAUUUCUUGCAUUAUACAAAUAUAAAUACCACAAAGUUCUAAUGCAAGAAUAAAAUAACAUUUAUUCGAUAUUAAAUACUCCUCGGCCACUGAAUGGAACCUUUUUUUGAAAAUUAUAAGUUAUUUGAUAGGAAGGUUGGUUAGAUGGUUUUGAAACAGAAAAAUGAUACCUAGAUAGACUUCUGUCUUAAAAUAAUUUGCAAUGCCUUAGUUUCUGGAUUGUGGUCAGUUUAUUACUAGAUAACUGCAUUAUUUACUGGAAAUUUUAUGGGAAGCCUUUCAAAUAUCUGUGUAAGUCAAAUGCACUUAGUAAUACUUGCAAACGUGGAAGCACUAAAGUGUAUCAGUAGAGAAGCUUUUAAAAGAAGACAAAGAGCCACUGUGCUUGUUUCAGGAUUAAGAGUCAUCUUGUUAUUACUUUUUUCUGAAUACAUGAUUUGAAAAGGGUCCAAGUCUGCUUUUUCUAUUCUUUUUGAAUAAAGCCUCUCUGCAUAAAGA
Molecule: messenger RNA, 5143 nt
Organism: Ahaetulla prasina
Lineage: Eukaryota; Metazoa; Chordata; Lepidosauria; Squamata; Colubridae
Gene: SLC16A5
Product: solute carrier family 16 member 5
Exons: 6
Coding region: 458-1966 (502 amino acids)
Biological process (GO): transmembrane transport; monocarboxylic acid transport
Molecular function (GO): monocarboxylic acid transmembrane transporter activity
Source: RefSeq, a predicted model, not a curated record